Messenger RNA from Heterotrigona itama, 1388 nucleotides. The record is from the annotation of a GenBank genome assembly. NCBI's taxonomy places the organism in Eukaryota, Metazoa, Arthropoda, Insecta, Hymenoptera, Apidae.
AUUGAAAGAUCGUUGGAUCCGAUCUGUGGCGAGGUGAGAGAAAUUUCCGAGGAGGGGCGAGCAGAAAAUAAACGUGCAAGACCCCCACCUCCCCUAGAACUUUCUGUGGCGGUCCAUUUUUGGGCUCCCCACCUUCGGGGCUUCGCCUCGAUCACCACCGUCCUCGCCGAGGAAGAAGCUUCUCCAAGCACCCUCCGGACACUCGACUCGCGCCGCUCCACUCGCUCGGGAAGCCGGCGAAAGGAAAAGGCCGCCAGCAUGGACGCGAUCAAGAAGAAGAUGCAAGCGAUGAAGCUUGAGAAGGACAACGCGAUGGAUAAAGCCGAUGCCUGCGAGGGGCAGGCAAAGGAGGCGAAUAUGCGCGCGGACAAGGUGAACGAGGAAGUCGGUGAACUGCAGAAGAAACUUGCCCAGGUGGAGGGCGAUCUUGAGGCUAACAAACAAGCCCUGGAACAGGCCAACAAGGAUCUCGAGGAGAAGGAGAAAGCUCUGACUAACGCUGAAUCCGAGGUCGCUGCUCUCAACCGAAAAGUACAACUGAUUGAGGAGGACUUGGAGAGAUCCGAGGAACGAUUGAACACCGCCACCGCCAAGUUGGCCGAAGCCUCUCAAGCUGCUGACGAAUCCAGCCGUAUGUGCAAGGUAUUGGAGAACCGUGCGCAACAGGAUGAAGAGAGGAUGGAUCAGCUGACGAACCAACUGAAAGAGGCGCGUCUACUUGCCGAGGACGCCGAUGGAAAAUCAGACGAAGUGUCGCGAAAGCUGGCCUUCGUUGAGGACGAAUUGGAGGUCGCUGAAGAUCGAGUCAAAUCUGGUGAAGCGCCAACCAAAGAGUCGAGGAAUUCAAGCGCCAGCUCAAGACCCUGACAGUGAAACUAAAGGAAGCCGAGGCCCGUGCCGAAUUUGCUGAGAAAACUGUCAAGAAGCUGCAGAAGGAGGUUGACAGGCUCGAAGACGAAUUGGGCAUCAACAAGGACAGAUACAAGUCGCUCGCCGACGAGAUGGACUCCACGUUCGCCGAACUGGCAGGAUACUAAGCUAUUCCGUCCUCUUGUGCUUCCUAUUAUAAUUGCGAUGUCAUGCGUGGGGAUGGAGUUGCAAUGUUACGCGUAAAAGGGACUCCAGGACACGACCAACCGUUGCACGAUCAGCGAAAAAAAGAAAAAAAAAAAAAGAAAAAAGGAAAAAACGCACGAGCUGAAGAGACGAUCGUUGGGAAUCGGAUGAUAUCGUUGACGACGAUCACCGCGACAAAGAUGGUCAAUGUAUGGAGAUCCGUAAGGAAUUUUACUCUGUUACACUGUUGUACGAAAUAUUACACAAGACCCAAUAAACUGCUGUAAUGUGGUAUCUCGUUACUAAUUACAAGGACUUUUGAUAGAUUUCCA